AUGGCUGAGCUUGAGUCAGUGCCAUUUGCUGUUGCAUCAAAUCUUAUUCACAGGUUAGCUUCCCCAGAUUUUCUUGAAUUUGGACAAGAGUAUGGUGUGAUGGAAGAGUUAGAAGAGCUUAAGAACACUAUUGAAUCCAUCAAUGAUAAGCUUCUUGACGCCGACAAUAAACAAGAUCAAAACGGUGGUGUGCGAGUUUGGAUCAGAAAGUUCAAAAAAGUACUUCAUCAUGCAGAUGACUUUUUAGAUGACCUUGCUAUCGAAUUCAGAAGAGACAAAUUGGGUGCAGCAAAAGGAAAAGAAGUAAACAAGGUACUUCUUUCCAUUUCAUCAUCAAAUCAAAUUCCUUUAUACAAUGAAGUGCCUGACAAAAUUAAAGAAAUACGAGAAAGUUUUAAUGAUGUAGUAAAAGAAAUGAAGGAUUUGAAUUUAAGCCCAAGAUCAGGGGUAGUCAAGCAGACUAACCUUGAAUGGAGGGAAACAUGUUCUUUUGUGUUAGAAUCAGAUAUCAUUGGAAGAGAUGACAAUAAAAAAGAGAUUAUUAGUCUGUUGAGACAAUCACAUGAAAAGGAAAGAGUUUCUGUGAUUGCUAUUGUUGGCAUUGGUGGUUUAGGGAAGACAGCUCUUGCACAAUUGGUGUAUAAUGACUUGGAAGUGAAGAAUUUUUUUGAAAUGCAAAUGUGGGUGUGUGUCUCUGAUAACUUUGAUGUGAAAACUAUUCUGAAGAAAAUAUUAGAAUCAAUCACUGGUGACCAAGUUGAAGACAAGUUAUCGUUAGGCAACUUGCAAAGAAAACUCCACCAAAAAAUAAGUGGUAAGAAAUAUUUGUUGGUCCUGGAUGACAUUUGGAAUGAGAGUUAUGACAAAUGGGCUGAAUUGAGAAAGUACUUGAUGUGUGGCGCUCAAGAUAGCAAGAUUUUAGUAACAACUCGAAGUGAUAAUGUAUCAAAGGCAAUGACUGCUGGUACUUCCUAUCCUUUGAAAGGUUUGACUGACGAAGAAUCUUGGAGUUUGUUGAAGAACAUUGCAUUUGAGGAUGAUUCCAAAGAAGUGAAUCAAACUCUAGAAUCAAUGGGGAAAGAAAUAGCCAGAAAAUGUAAAGGGGUUCCACUGGCGGUCAAAACGCUGGGAGGCUUGUUACGAGGACAAACUGAAGAAAGUGAAUGGAAGAAUGUUUUACGUGAUGACUUCUGGAAAUUAUGUGAAGAGCAAGAUAGUAUCAUGCCAAUUCUAAAACUCAGUUACCACAACUUGUCUCCAGAAAUGAGACAAUGUUUUGCUUACUGCUCUUUAUAUCCCAAGGAUUCAAGAAUUCCAAAGAAUGAGUUGAUUCCGUUAUGGAUUGCACAGGGUUAUCUUGAAUGUUCAGCUGAAAAACACCGCAUGGACAUGGAAGAUGUUGGUAACCAAUUUGUAAAGAUUUUUUUGAUGAACUCAUUUUUUCAAGAUGCUGAGAGUGAUCAAUAUUGUGAGAUCAUUAGUUUCAAGAUGCAUGAUUUAGUGCAUGAUCUUGCAAUGCUUGUUGCUGGCAAUGAUUGCUGUUACAUGGAUAGUAAGGAGGAAAAGGUUGAAGGUAGUCCCAUGCACGUGUGUUUGGAAGCUGGGGCCAUUCAUAUAUUGGAUUCAUUGAAUGCAAGCAGACUGCGAACUUUGAUUUUGCCGGAGACGUGCAGUCUUGAAGAGGAGGAAGUGUCUGCUGUUGUUACAAAAUUCAAAUACUUACGCGCCUUGAGGAUAUCAUAUCUUUGCAAAUGGUCUGAUUCAAUUGGAGAAUUGAAGCAUUUAAGAUAUCUUGAUAUUAAUGGUUUGCAAUACCCAUGGAUUAAGAUACCAGUUGGGUUGGGAAAACUAUGCUCUUUGCAAUUCUUACCAGUCCUGUUCGUGGGAGAUAGCGAAGAAACAAACUGUUGCAGCACACUAAAUGAAUUGAAGGAUUUAAACCACUUAAGGGGAGAAUUAACAAUUGAUUAUCUGAGUAAUGUGAGAGACGUGGCUCUGGAAUCACAGGAUGUAAACUUAAAAGAAAAGAAGUUCCUUCAAUCCUUGACUCUGACAUGGUUGGAUGAAGACGUUAACAGUGACAGCAUACAAUUACUAGAAAACCUUCAGCCCCACCAUAAUCUUAAGCGAUUGGAGGUGAAUUGGUAUCCAGGCGUGCUUUUCCCAAGUUGGCUUUCUCUCCUCAUAAAUGUUGUUGACAUCACUCUCGUUGGGUUAGUUAAUUGUCGCUGUCUCCCACCGUUGGAACGUCUCCCGUUCCUGAAGUCACUUAAGAUAGAUUUUCUUCGUGAAUUGGAAUACAUAGAUCUUGAUGAAGAUGGUUUUGCAGUAACCUGCUUCCCAUCUUUGAAGAGCCUUGUAUUAACAAGUUGUGAUAAGCUCAGGGGAUGGCGGAGGUGGAGAGAUGAUAUCAAUGAUUCACAUAAUCUCUCUCUACCUCUUUCAUUUCCUCAUCUUUCUCGUCUAGUCGUUUCUUUCUGUCCACAGUUGACUUGCAUGCCUACUUUUCCCUCAUCUUCUUCCGUUGCUCCUCUUUCCAUGCUCAAAGAAUUGACGAUUUCUGAUCAUAUAAAUUUACCAAAGGGUUGGAUGCAAAAUCUGACUUCUCUCGAGUCUCUUCAAAUUCAAAACAGUGAAUUACUUGAAGAAUUUGAGACAGAGUUUAAGGACGACAACAAUUGCCUUCCUUCUCUGCGAAAAAUCAACAUAAGAGAGUGUGAAAGGCUAAAGGCUUUGCCAGAUUGGAUUUGCAACCUCUCAUUGCUUCACCAUAUCACAAUCUCAAGCUGCCCAGAAUUGGCAUUUCUACCCGAAGGAAUGAGUCGUCUUACCAACUUAAAGAUCUUUGAGGUCAAGAAUUGUGCCCUCUUACUUAAAGAAUUCCGAACAGAGACAAGUGAUGUUAUUCGCCAAAUUGCACACAUCCCACAAAUUAUCCUGAGUAAUUGGAAUAUUGAUGUGGAGCUUUCUGAGGAUCCCAAGGAACUUAUUGAACUGAGGGUCUCUCUGGCUACUCAUCAAUUGUUGUGGAAAUGGAACUUUCAGUUUUGUCACCACUGGUGCAUCUUCCCUUGUCUCCUUUUUCGCAUCUGGCUCCGUCUAGCACGGUUGUGCCUUCGUUGUCUGCAAGGGCGUGCUGUUCUAAGCACGGCCGUUCUGUUUCAGGCAGCAUUGGCGUGCAGGGUUAUGCAAGGGCGUGCUCCUCCUUCAGCACAGGCGUGCAUGACUUAUGUGUUUGCGUCCCAUUCAAAUUUUUCCCACUUCUUAGAGUAA
This is a messenger RNA of Abrus precatorius (Indian licorice), 3273 nucleotides long. RefSeq names its product putative disease resistance protein RGA1. Gene Ontology annotation, biological process: defense response to other organism. The record is from RefSeq and is a predicted model, not a curated record. The coding region runs from base 1 to 3273 and encodes 1090 amino acids. Gene Ontology annotation, molecular function: ADP binding. Lineage: Eukaryota; Viridiplantae; Streptophyta; Magnoliopsida; Fabales; Fabaceae. The transcript has 3 exons.